Messenger RNA from Penicillium odoratum, 672 nucleotides. Its product is annotated as efflux pump antibiotic resistance protein. The record is from RefSeq and is a predicted model, not a curated record. The coding region runs from base 1 to 672 and encodes 223 amino acids. Gene Ontology annotation, biological process: transmembrane transport. NCBI's taxonomy places the organism in Eukaryota, Fungi, Ascomycota, Eurotiomycetes, Eurotiales, Aspergillaceae. The transcript has 4 exons. Gene Ontology annotation, molecular function: transmembrane transporter activity.
AUGGGAGUACAGCAAUACGAAUGCCUUGAUGUUUCAAACCAGGCCCCGAAGCCCACAAAAAAAGAGGAAGUGUAUGCAAUAUCAGAGGUAGAAGACGGCAACUCCUUGAAAAGUGAAGAACAAGAGGCGGGUAUCGAGGGACGCGUCUAUAUCGCUGGCUUUGAGCUUGUCUUGCUGUUAUCAGCAUUGACGUCGGCCGCCGUUCUGGUGCUUAUUGACACUUCUAUUGUUGCCCCGCUAUACUGUAUAUUCCUGUCGACUAAUGAGCAGUCACCACAGGCGAUUCCCCGAAUUACAAGUCAAUUUCAUUCUCUCUCCGAUGUGGCAUGGUAUGGUAGUGCAUAUCAACUCACCAGUGCGUCUUUUCAGCCACUGACAGGGAAGAUCUAUACCUACUUCAACACCAAGGUACGCUGGCACAUGCACAUGUCUCGAUCAAAUACAAUUAAUAGGACCUUUAUUGUGCUUCUGUGUAUCUUUGAACUCAGCUCCUUGAUCUGUGCCUUAUCAUCAAGCUCUAAAAUGCUCAUUGUUGCACGGGCAAUGGCAGGCAUCGGGUCUUCAGGUAUUCAAAACGGCGCUUUGACGAUUAUCACCAGAUCCUUCCCUCCGGAAAAACAAGCACGUAUGCAUAAUAUUUCUGGUUUCUCUAGGUUGGAAGGACUUCACUAA